Pecten maximus is the source of this 4984-nucleotide messenger RNA. RefSeq lists its product as uncharacterized. The transcript is spliced from 5 exons. The record is from RefSeq and is a predicted model, not a curated record. NCBI's taxonomy places the organism in Eukaryota, Metazoa, Mollusca, Bivalvia, Pectinida, Pectinidae. Bases 136 to 1419 code for a protein of 427 amino acids.
CCCACUUCCGGGCCGGAAGCGUGUCAUCAGUUUGACAAAGCAGAAGGGAGAACGAGAAACUCCAGUAUAGAAAAUCAAAAUGGCGUACUGUUUCUAAUCAGAAAUGAAACGUAUUGGAAAAGGAAAUUCAUCACCAUGGUCCAGACUAAACACAGGAUGAAAAAGAGCCAAGAUAACAACAUAGACUUGUAUGAUGUAUGUUGGUCGAAAUUUUUCGACAUUGAUGGGAACUCAGUCACACUAACCAGCAGCACUGCCGGUCCGAGUACCUCCCUUGCUCCGACGGAUGGCGUCAGUACUAAAAAGCCUUUCAGUACCAUACCCCACGCGAUGGUUUACGUUAUAGGAGCCUCUGCUGUGUUCGUCCUCGUCAUGUGUAUGGUUUUCCUCGUCUGUAUGGUCAUGUCUCGAAAGACUCGCAGUGAAAGAAGGAGACGAAAGGCGGCCGAGGCGGAUUGCAAUGUGAUGAAGACGACCCUUACGAGCAUUACUGACACAGAGGAAAAUACAGCGUACGCUGAGGUCUCCAUGGGAGAUCCGACGUAUCGAGAUGGUCAUAUUGAACUGCCAAGUAGAAAGCGAACUAGGCUAGGAGGAGUGUCGAACGGUCUGCAGACGGUGAAACGAUUCUUUAGUGUAGAAGGCAAUCAACCGACAACGGCACAGCCAUAUGCUGCGACACGGGAACCAACGCGCCGGGACCCACUUCCGGCUAUACCGGAAGCUGGACAAAAAAGUAAUAGCUUUCCACGAUCGCGCGAACAAAGUGAAAAACGACUUUCAUAUAGAAAUCCGGAAUACGAGGAAAUAGGUCCAGACAUUUUCCGCAGGAGUCAUAUUUAUAAUCCUUUGGACAGUUCCUUAAAGGUGACGGUCAUGGGUGGAAACCCAUAUGAGGCGUUACGUCAGAGCACCUUAGCCCCGAUACCGGGCUCAACCCGGAGUCUACCCCGAGAAGGCAAUACGGAAGAUAACUACUUUAUUGUGGAGAAGGAAGGCGAUGGUUAUUCCAAAGUGGUUAAAAACAAUGCUCCAGUGGAUGGGGCGUAUUUUAUAGUAGAAAAGGAGGCCGAGGUAUCGUCUCCUGAGGGACCCCGCUCACCUGAUAAUGAUGGUGAUAUCGAUAUAAACGUUAUACCACCAUCUUCACCACAGACAGUAUCUGACGAGGACGCUGAGCGACAACCCAUGCUAGGUACACAUUCUGAAUAUCCGGAAGCUACUGGGGGGUCUGAUAAUAACUAUUUCUUGUUGGAGAAAUCUAAUGGGACAGCGACUGCGGAACCCGAUUAUCGGGACUACGUACAACCGAUGGACAAACAACGUAACUCAUACAUCGAUAUCCUUCCAGAUCAUGAUAAUUUUGUUGACAUUAAAAAACAGUCGGACGAGCGGAGGAGGGUAUUAACGGAUACAUAGCCGUCGAAUUUUGCUGUAUAUUACUGUUCUGGGGUGUGUAAUCUGGACGGUGACACUGGGGUGUGUAAUCUGGACGGUGACACUGGGGUGUGUAAUCUGGACGGUGACACUGGGGUGUGUAAUAUGGACGGUGACACUGGGGUGUGUAAUCUGGACGGUGACACUGGGGUGUGUAAUCUGGACGGUGACACUGGGGUGUGUAAUCUGGACGGUGACACUGGGGUGUGUAAUCUGGACGGUGACACUGGGGUGUGUAAGGUGCUGAGUCGUAGAAUGACGUUGAUAUCAUCUGCUGAGCCGUAAAAAGUUGUACACAUUUGAUUUUGAACCGGCAUAUGAUAUUGUAUAGCGUGGUUAUUAGCAAUAUUAUAAUUCAUACUGUGGUUAACGUUCUUAGCCGUCGUAUGCUAUUGUAUAAUUUGGUCCUUAGUGUCGGAUGAUAUUGUACAUGUAAAUUGCUGCUCUGAAACGUCGUAUGAAAUGGUAUACUAUAGUUCUAAGCAAUCUUAUGUUAUUUUCUACUCUGUCCCUAGCCGUCGUAUAAUAUUGUAUAAUAUGGUUCUUACCGUCGUAUUAUAUUGUAUACUAUUGUUCUAAGUCGUCGUAUGAUAUUGUAUACUUUGGUUCCUAAUGUCGUAUGAUAUACUAUAUACAUUGGUUCUUAACGUCGUAUGAUAUUAUAAACUGAAAUUAUUAGCCGUCGUGUGAUAUUGUAUACCUUGGUUCUAAAUAUCGUAUGAUAUUGCAACUGUAAAUUGCUUUUCUAAGCCGUCGUAUGAGAUUGUAUACUGUGGUUCUGAGCCGUCUGAUGGUAUUGUUUACUGUGGUUCUUAGCCGUCGUAUAAAAAUGGUAUGCUUUGGUUCUUAGCCAUCGCAUGGUAUUGUAUACUUUGGUUCUAAGACGUCGUAUACAAUUGUAUACUGUGGUUCUGAGCCGUCGUUUGAUGUUGAAUAAUGUAGUACUGAGCCGAAGUAUAUAUAUAUGAUAUUGUAUAUUUGCGGUUCUGAACCGUAUUUUGAUAUUGUAUCGUGCUGAGCCGUGGUAUGAUAUUGUAUCGUGUUGAGCCGUGGUAUGAUAUUGUAUCGUGUUGAGCCGUGGUAUGAUAUUGUAUCGUGUUGAGCCGUGGUAUGAUAUUGUAUCGUGUUGAGCCGUGGUAUGAUCGUGUUGAGCCGUGGUAUGAUAUUGUAUCGUGUUGAGCCGUGGUAUGAUAUUGUAUCGUGCUGAGCCGUGGUAUGAUAUUGUAUCGUGUUGAGCCGUGGUAUGAUAUUGUAUCGUGCUGAGCCGUGGUAUGAUAUUGUAUCGUGAUAAGCGUGGUUUGCUGACGAAUAAGAGAUAUUUGAGUUUAUUGUUUUUCUUGAUUUUUCGUGCUCGCUGAUUGGUUAGAACUGUGUCAAGUGAACAUCUGUUGCACUGAUAUAAAUAGACUCAAGGGGAAUCCCCGCCAUUUAUCAUUUUGAAGCUUGAAUAUAUAUAGUGCAUCAAAGUCUAUCAGAGUCAAGCGUUCCUAAGACCUAGUUACGAAGCGGCGUUCUUUUGGAAAAAAUGAAUGAAGCAGACGUCAACAAACAGCUAAAAACAUCGCAAUUCCCCUCGCUCAGUGGAGAGGAAAUUGAAUCCAUAUUGGAUAACUCGGAUUCAGUCAAUACUAAAAGGGCCACUAUGCCCUAAUUGCUAAGGGAGUAUCUGACGUCGAAAAAUCUAAACGAAUUUAAUGAUGAGGUAGAUCAUUAAUUUUAUUAUUCAAUGAUUAAUUCAUUAUUAAAUUAUUCUUAAAAAUAAUGUCUCGAUUUAACAUGUUUACAUUGCAGAGACAAGAAAGUAAAAUUUGUUUUGAUCGAGUUUUUCUUUUUUAAUUUUCUAUCAAGAAAAAAAAAUCUAGAAAAAUAAUAGAGUGCUCAAUUGUUGCUUUUUGAUUUCGGUCAAUUCGUCCUCGGUCGAUAUUGUUUUCUUAGGUCAAUAUAUAUCGACCUUAUCAAACUUCUAUAAUUAUACAGUAUUAAUUCAUAUGCCAUACCAGACGCGUGUUUGUUUAAGACGUAAAAGGUUGUUAAAGGAAAGGUGUGUGUGUCUUACAUUUUUCUUUGGUUGUUUGUUCGACAACAGUAGAAAUCUAACAUGCUUUUUUUUCAUCAAAUUCAGAAGCGAGAUUACUUUUAAGUACUAAAUAUAUAAUAACAAACUUAAUACUCCAUGAAAUCUUUGCAAUUUCCCAGUGUUUGCUUCGAGUAACUAUUAGACGAAAACGUUCUGGGAUUCAAGAAUUCUCAUACCAAGUCCGGCCUAACUUUAAAAUCAUCCCUGUGUUAUGCAUGUAUCGUCAGUACCCACGUAAUAUAUAUCCUCGCCAGUCUCGUAUUCAUGAAUCAUUUAUGAACCAAGCCCGGUAAUGUGGUAAGUACCGAAAAUCUGACCAAUCAGAAACGUUGUUGUAUGUGCUCUUUGGUUUGUUUUACAAGAUGACAGUAUACACAAAUCAUAGACGCGGCCAGUUUGGUGUGACGUUUCUAUUUUUCUAAAAAGAAGAGUUCCUUUUUAAUAAGAAAUAUUUAGACUAUUCGAUAAAAAAUAGAAUUACAGAAGGUUUUCAAUACAGUGCUCCCACGGGUCAAACGAGUGAAAGAAAGAGAAUAGGCCUACUCCGUAGGAGCCGGCGAUCGAUGGGUGGCAUGCAUGGUGAACCAUACAGAAAGUUGAUACCGUGUUACACUAUAGGGUUUUGUUGACUUGGACUUACUACCGUAUCGGACUUAGUACUUACCAUGCUAGAUGUAUACGUGUGUGUGUGUGUGUUUAAACAGUAUCAUCAUCUCGUCCUAUACUAGAAUACUUCGAAAAUUCAUAUCACGAUAUUUAACGUGUAUUAUCGGAUAUUUACAUUUUUGUUAUUUGUUGAACCUCGAAGUCUUAUCGAAAGAUGCAAAAAACAGGGAGCAAAUCCCCGCAAAUAUCCGCCAGGGAGUUUACGUGGUCGAAAAUUCUAAGACACUGUCAACAAGAAAUGAAUAUUUUUUUUCCGAGUGGUAAACCUAUGUCCUCUCGCUAGUGUAUUGUACGGCUAUAAAGUAACGUUCCGGAGCGAUACACUCGGAACUUCUUGCGGUAUAUUCAUAUCAACCACUGGAAAUGUAUAGGGGUGUUUGUUUCGUUCGUUUAUUCCAUAAAUUGUGUAACCAAUCUGUUUUUCAAACAACAUGGCGGCACAGUGAACGAUUUCGUUCACCGAGGGUUUAGAUCAGAUUGAUUAGGCUGCUACAUGCUUACAAAAGUUAGGAAAUGUGCUUGAAGAUACUUAAUAUGUCUUCUUACUAUACAAUACAAGUUAGUAAUUUUGAUAUUUGCUCCAUGUUUUUGGCAACUUCAAGGUUCGACAAAUAGCAAAAAUACAAAUAUACGAUCAUAAAUGUUGAACCGUCGUAGUCUUAUAUUAUAGGACUAAAACAUUGUCAUACAAAAAAAAGUCGAUAUACAUGUACAAUUGAAUGUAUCCAUUGUAAGUACAUCGUAUCUUUGCAAUGAAUGGUAUGUUGACUUUAAGAAGUAAUAAAUUUGUGUGUAUUGAUUGAU